This is a messenger RNA of Microthlaspi erraticum, 666 nucleotides long. The record is from the annotation of a GenBank genome assembly. Lineage: Eukaryota; Viridiplantae; Streptophyta; Magnoliopsida; Brassicales; Brassicaceae.
AUGAUGAAGAUGAAGAGCAGAGCAUCGACAUCAAUGCUUCCCCAAAACAGAGCAUGGAUACACCUAGCCCUAGACCCUCGUUUCUCACCAACACCAAGAAGUCAAGCUUCUACACUUCCAAGACUGGAAGCAAUGCAAAGACCAUCACCACCUACUGAAGAAGAAGAUACUUGGCAAUAUGAUCCCAUUGAUCCCAACAAGAUAAGCCCCAUGAAGCUUAAAGAGUUCAAUGCUAAGGUGAAAUCACUUCCAUUCUAUGUCACUUUUGAAGAAGCUUGGGAUAAACAUGGUCUAGUGGAGUUCUUUUUCACAACUAGUGAAAACAAAGAAGAGAUACACCAACUUUUCAGGAAGGCACGAUUUCCCCUUGCCCCUCAUGCAGUCAAUCAACCACCAUCACCACCAUCAUCACCACCACCCAAGUGGUAUGUCAAUUCCAUAUCAAGAGAGAAGCUUGCUGAGUUCAAUCAGUUUGUCCAAACUCUUCCAGCCAGCAUGUCUUCCAAACAAGCUUGGCGCCACUACCCAUUCACCACCUUUCUUCCACAACUGCAAGAGACACCUGAGGACAUAAAGAGCUUUUUGAGAAAGCUAAAGUUCAGCCAACCUUCAAGACCCUCUACAAGAUUGAAGACCCAGGUCAAUUCUCUAUUCCCUGUCAAGUAA